CGUUUUCCUCCGUUCUUCUCACUCUCCGAGCGGCAAAGCCUCCGGCCGGUUGCUUCCCACCCCGCGCAUGGCGUCCCCUGCAUCAGCCUCGGCGCGGCCCCUAUCACUACCCCUAACCGUCCCUUUCCCUCGUUAUUCCUCGCGCGUCCUCCCCUUGCCCUCCUCCCGCCUCCUCCCGAGCCGCCGCGUCGCGCUAGCGCCGGCGCGGCCUGGCGCCGCGCUCCUCUCCAGCCUCAGCGACGCGCGGGAGCAGGAUGAUGAUGAUGAGGAGGAAUUCUACGAGGAGGGGGAUGAGCAGCAGGAGUACGACGACGACGAGGAGGAACAGGAAUACGACGAGGACGAGGAGCUGGUGGAGGUGGGCUACGUGUCCGGCGCGCACGGGGUGCGCGGCGACGUCCUUGUCACGCCACGCACCGACUUCCCCGAGCUCCGCUUCGCCACGCCGGGGACGAGAUGGCUGAGGGCUCGGGCUGCUGGGAAGCAACAGGUCAGGGAAUUCGAGCUUGUUCGAGGAAAGGCUCACACGGGGAAGAAGUGUUGGAUCGUCAGCUUUGAUGGCAUUGAUAAUUUGGAUGAGGCUAGGCAAAUAGUCGGUUCAGCUAUACUUGUGAAAGCUGGAGAUAGGCCUGAAAUUGAGGCUGAUGAGUUUUAUUCACUUGAUCUUGUUGGAAUGAGAGUUAUUGUCAAGGAUACAGGCAAGCUUGUAGGAACAGUUGGUCAGGUUUUCAAUUUUGGAGGUGGAGAUCUUCUACAGGUGAUGAUUGGCUCUGCUGAGGGUAUUGUUGUUGAUCCAGAUUCAGAAAAUCAAGAUUCAACUUCAUCACGCGAGCAUGUGUGGAUUCCAUUUGCCGAAGAUAUUGUACCUGAUGUUGAUAUGGAGAGCAGAGAAAUGUGGAUUACACCUCCAAAGGGGUUACUAGAGCUCAAUUCACGUUCUGACAAGAGAUCGAAGAAAGAAAGGCGUGCGAUGGAGUGGAAGGACAGGAAGAGGCUUCAAAGGCGUGUAAUUGCUGGAAAGAAGGUGCUCUCCGAAAUGGAUCAGGGCCAUGUUCUGGAAGGUUUGCUAUCAGGGGACAAGGUCCAAAAGGCAUCACUUGCAGAGCAGAUUGGAUGCGUUGACUUUCAAUUGUUCCGACAUGCAGUGCAUUGUGUUAGCAAACAAAUUGAGAGCUCUUCAAAGAAUUUGCUGCCUAAUUCAUCAUUGUCAAGGAAAAAGGUGAUCAAAAUACCACACAAGAGUUUCAUCAACCUUGGAGAGAAAUCUGAACAUGCAUUCAGUAGAGAACUCAAAGAAGGUCUUGAGACUCUUCUGAAGUCAAAAGCAGCUAUUGUACUUGUUAGAAAUGACUCAGACUCUGAUGCUGAGUCUCUGAGUUUGCUCAGUUCUUUUAGUGAGUUAAUGAAGGUUAUUGAAAAUCGUGUGUCACCCCCUUUCGUUAUUGUUUCCCAACCUGGUCAUGUGGAGUCAGUUACGAACUGUCUGAUAGAGAAUAACUAUUUUGGUUUGGAUGCUCAAAAGGUAUGGGUUCUGGAAGAGCUGGAGCUUCCAAUUAUCAGUAUAUCCUCUGAGGCAAACAGAAAAAAGGUUCUGAUGAAGUCUCCAUGGGAGAUAAUUAAAAAGCCAACGGGAUCUGGGGGUAUUUUCAGCUUACUGUCAUCAAACAAAAUUUUGGACUCCCUCAAUGAAAUGGGUGUACAGUAUAUACAGAUAUGCAGCUCAUCCAACAGGCCGGUCAUUGGGCAUCCUCUGCUAUUUGGCGCUGUUGCUUCCCGCGGUGCUGAUGUUGGCAUCAAGCUCUCCAAGUCCAGUGAACCGGGAGAUGAUUUCGACUUGAUCCUUUCCAUCGACCAGUUGAACAAGAUGUGCCGAGAUGUCACUCAGCUCAGGUUCUCCGCCUGCCCUGAGCAAAACGCGCACGUCGAGCUUGUCAACGGCCAGUGGGUCGCCGUCCAGCCGGAGGCGGCAAAUUCCCACCGUCUGCACGCCGACGUUACCAGUGUACUGAACUCUUGCGCUGUUGAUAAAGUGUGCGUAAUGGAGAUUAUAGAGAAAUAAAGUUUCUACAUAAUCGCAAUUACUUGCUA
Panicum hallii is the source of this 2088-nucleotide messenger RNA. RefSeq lists its product as uncharacterized. Gene Ontology annotation, biological process: UDP-N-acetylglucosamine biosynthetic process; rRNA processing. Gene Ontology annotation, cellular component: ribosome. The transcript has 9 exons. Bases 68 to 2059 code for a protein of 663 amino acids. Gene Ontology annotation, molecular function: ribosome binding; UDP-N-acetylglucosamine diphosphorylase activity. Lineage: Eukaryota; Viridiplantae; Streptophyta; Magnoliopsida; Poales; Poaceae. The record is from RefSeq and is a predicted model, not a curated record.